Molecule: messenger RNA, 1863 nt
Organism: Lucilia cuprina (Australian sheep blowfly)
Lineage: Eukaryota; Metazoa; Arthropoda; Insecta; Diptera; Calliphoridae
Product: serine/threonine-protein kinase DDB_G0283821
Exons: 4
Coding region: 582-1655 (357 amino acids)
Source: RefSeq, a predicted model, not a curated record
UUUAUCUUGUGAAUCUCUUACAGAGUGGAGCUAAAAGCUGAAAGCAAAGAAAAAAAAAACAAAACUAAAGAAAUAAAACACGAAUGAACUUUUUUUCCUCUGUGCCGUUAAAUACGUAAAAAAUAAAAGAAAAACAUAUUUAAUAAUAAUAUAACAAGUAAAAUAAAAACAAAACUAACUAACGGCUUUAAAAGUGAAGAGUAAGAAGAGACAAAUAAAAUAAAAAAACAAAAAAAGUGUGUGAUUUAUAAAAUUUAACACAAACUUAUAAACAAGUGACCAGAUUUAAAGUGCAGUGCAUUUAUUUAAAGAAACCGAAAAAAAAGGAAUUUAAUUAAUCAUUAAACUUAUUAAUAUAUUGAAUAUUUUUUAAAACAAAAAAAAUCGUGUUGCACGCAAAAUAAGACAAUAAAUAGAAAAUAAUUAGGAAAAGCUAGUGAAAGUUAAUUUUUUUCUCUAUUUUUUAAAGAAAAAUACACGCACGUGAAAAUUUUAGAAAAAAAAUCUUUUGUUAAAAAAUUUUUUUGAAUAACGAGCAACAAUUUCGAAAAAGUCUCACAACGGCAGCCAAAACUAUAAAUAUGAAUCGUUCAAAUAGUUUUGUCUCCGCUUUAAAAUGGUGGCCUUUACAGGGUCAUUUAAAUCAAACACAUAAUAAUGGCAAUACAGGUGAUGGUGGCGGCGGCGGCGGUGGUGGCACCGUUAAUGUGGGCCACCAUCAAAACCCUUCACACAACUCUAGCAGUGGUGGUGGUCUGGGUUUUCGCGGUCUUAUACCAUUCAAUAGGACAUCGACAGCUCAAACAUUCGGCAGUUCGGUGGCUGUACAAAAAUUACGUGAAUCCAAAUGGUUUAAACCUGAUGAACAACGUAUCUUUUGUGCUGUAGUCGAGUGCGGUUUCAUUGUUGAAGUACGCAGUAGUGCAGCUGUGGCCAGGAAAUUAGCACAACAACAGCAGCGUAGACGUCAACGCCUGUUGUCUCUAACGAAUAAGACACGACAACAAAAUAACAGCGGAAGCAGCAGUAGCAGUUCGAACGACAGUUAUGAACACGAAGACGUUGAGGAAUUUUGCAAACAUCAUCAAACAAGUGUUCAAAUGUUAUUGUCUUCGAAUGGUUCAUAUCGUAAUAAUCACAAUCAUAAUCAUCAUCAUGAUGUUGUUGACGACAAUUAUGAUGUUGAUGAUGACGAUGACGAUGAUUUGGAUUCACAAGAUGAAAAUAAUACCCCAAUUACCACCUGGUUUGGUGUGGUGCUGUGUAAAACUAAUAAAGAUAAUAAACCAAAACCCGAAACAAUUGAAAUAUUUUCUGUGAAAAUACGUGAGAAUGGCACCUUUAAAAUGAUAAAAAUGUCACUGGAUGACAUUUGGAAUAAUGAUUGGGAAUUGCGUAUUAAUAAUUUUGCUGAUAAAGAAAAACCGCCACACAAUGAGAAGGAUAUAAGAAAUCAGAUAUCCUUUGCACGCAAAGCCAAACAAAGCUUGUGGAAUAAUAAUAAGCACUUUGUGUAUUGGUGUCGCUACGGUAGUCGUCAACAGGAUGUCAGAAAACGUCAGAUGUCCGAAUGCGUUAAGUGGGGCAGUGUGGGCAUGAAUGCCGGCAUGUUGUUAUUAAUGAAUAAACAAAAAUCCUAUUCCACCUCUAAGUAAAAUUGUAAUUUUGUGCAAAUUUUUGUUUAAAUUUGUGCAAAUUUUCAAUUAUAAUUUGUGUUAAACAUUUUGCUUUAUUUGCCAAAUGUGGGUAAUUAUUUGUUUAAAACUAAUUAAUUGUCUUAAAUUAAUGAGGAUUAGAAUUCCUAAGGGAACGUUUUUUUGUUUUUCUUUUUUAUUUAUUUGAAAAUGAUAAGAUAAAAUUAAA